Argentina anserina (silverweed cinquefoil) is the source of this 2249-nucleotide messenger RNA. Its product is annotated as probable arabinosyltransferase ARAD1. Bases 609 to 2093 code for a protein of 494 amino acids. Gene Ontology annotation, molecular function: glycosyltransferase activity. The transcript has 3 exons. The record is from RefSeq and is a predicted model, not a curated record. Lineage: Eukaryota; Viridiplantae; Streptophyta; Magnoliopsida; Rosales; Rosaceae.
AAAAAGGAUCAAUAAAAGUAUCAAUCAGAUGUCACAGUCCACAAGAAAAGUUUGCAAAUAAUAAUUGGUCGUUGGUUCAAGCCCUUCUCUGUGUCUGACGAGUCUCCUUGGAACUUAGUCCCUCUGAGGUUUGGAAAUCUAUGGCACAAUGCAUGCCGUGAAGUUUCAGAAUUGACCCAGCUGCUGCGUUAAUUAUCACUGCUCUGUUGCUCUGUGGUGGGGUGUGGUGAUUCAAGAUAGAGGCUUUGGUUUUUCCAGAAAUUCAAGGUUCUAUAUUUUUGUGUUGAAAAUUCUUGGAUUAUGAUUCUGGCCUUGAGAGCAAAGAAAAUUUUCUUCUUGAAUUAAUGGUUGUGGAGUCGUAGAGAUUGGUAGUUUGGCAAUGAGUGUUAAGAGAACCAAUGGUUUUCAGUCCUUGUUAAAACCCUUCUGAGGUUUAAGAAGAAUUUGUCUUCCCAUUCGAGAUGGGUGUCUCUCUUUCCAUGAUGCUAAUCCUUUUCUGUUUAGAAGCCGAUUUGAUGAGCAUUGUUUCAUGUAGUGAGAGCAAUUAGAUGCUUUUAGUUUUGGGUGAAUUUCAUUGAUUGCAUUCUAAGCUAAGUGGGGUGCCUCGAAUGUCAGCUAUGUCAGAAAAGAGUAGGAUUCCCUCAAAAUUGAUCUCCUACUUGAUAACAGUUUCCGUGUUCCUUGUAAUUUUGUCAUCUGUGUUCCUUCUCCAAUCUAGCAAUACAUCUUUCAUUCCUAGAUCAGUAUUUGAGCUUAUGCUUGUCAAUGGCACAUCUGUGUACUUUGAGCCCCAUGUGAAAAGGGAACCAACUAAAUUUCCUUUCCUCUCUUCUGAGGUUUCCCAAGUAGAUGCCACGAAGCCCUUAGAAAGAAUAAGUGAGUCAGCUUGUCAGGCUUCCAAUCUGAGCGAGAAAGUGGGAUCGGCAGAAAGAAAGAAAAUGAUGGUCUGUGAUUCAAGGCAGGCUCUUUUGAGGGUAUUUAUGUAUGAAUUGCCUCCUGAAUUUCACUUUGGGUUAUUGGGUUGGAAGGCAAUAGAGAACCAAACAUGGCCACAGAACUUCCCACCUUACCCAGGCGGGCUGAAUUUGCAGCACAGUAUAGAAUAUUGGCUCACUCUCGAUCUUUUAUCAUCAAAUAACAUAAAUGUGGUCAGACAUUGUACUCUAGUCAGGGUACACAAUUCAAGGGAAGCUGAUUUUAUUUUUGUGCCAUUCUUCUCAUCUCUGAGUUACAAUCGGCAUUCUAAGCUUCAAGAGAAGGAGAAAGUCAGUGUCAACAAGAGGUUGCAGGACAAGUUGGUGCAGUUUUUAAUGAGCCAGAAUGAAUGGAAAAGAAAGGGUGGGAAGGAUCAUUUAAUAGUGGCUCAUCAUCCAAAUAGCAUGUUGGAUGCAAGAAAGAAAUUGGGCUCUGCCAUGUUCGUGCUUGCAGAUUUUGGAAGAUAUCCUGCUGAAAUAGCAAAUCUUGGGAAGGAUAUAAUCGCCCCCUACAGACAUUUGGUCACGACUGUGCCCACCAGCAAAUCAGCCACAUUCGAGGAGCGCCCUAUACUAAUGUAUUUUCGAGGAGCAAUCUACAGGAAAGAUGGAGGAGUGAUUCGCCAAGAAUUGUAUCAUCUUCUCAAAGAUGAGGAAGAUGUAGACUUCACUUUUGGUAGCAUUGGAGGAAAUGGUGUUCGCAAGGCAACCCAAGGAAUGGCCUCAUCAAAAUUUUGCCUAAAUAUAGCUGGUGAUACGCCAUCCUCAAAUCGCUUAUUCGAUGCCAUCGCUAGUCAUUGUGUUCCAGUGAUAGUCAGUGAUGAGAUUGAGCUACCUUUUGAAGACGUCUUGGACUACUCACAAUUUUGCAUAUUUGUUCGUGGGGCUGAUGCUGUAGAAAAGGAUUACCUACUGAAACUUCUUCGAGGAAUAAACAAAGACAAGUGGUCCAAAAUGUGGGAAAGGUUGAAGGAAGUUGUACAUCAUUUUGAAUAUCAGUAUCCAUCCCUGCCUGGUGAUGCUGUUGAUAUGAUUUGGCAGGCAGUUUCUCGCAAGAUUUCGUCUGUACAAUUUAAAUACCACAGAAAGAAGAGAUAUGACAGGUCUCGACUUGCUUAAGAACAAAAUGACAUCGUUCCCAUUUGAAAGUGUGAUGCAGGUCUUAACCUUUGCAUCGUUUAUGAAACAUCAAACCUUUUUGUUCGGAGUUGUAGAUAUUAUAUACUUCGAAGCUCAUAUUUUAUGCUUGAUAUAUUAUCAAAGAAAAGUUGGUUC